This is a messenger RNA of Eruca vesicaria subsp. sativa (arugula), 601 nucleotides long. NCBI's taxonomy places the organism in Eukaryota, Viridiplantae, Streptophyta, Magnoliopsida, Brassicales, Brassicaceae. The record is from the annotation of a GenBank genome assembly.
CUUUGAUUUAACCCGGCCCACUAAAAUAAUAUCAUAAGCCCGUGAAAAGCGAAACCCUAGACACCAGUCACCACCCAGAAGUAAAGGGAAAACAUCUCCUCCACUAAAACAAAACUCUCUGUUCAUCGAUUUUACGUGGAAAUUAAAAGAAUGGACUCGUACUCAUCACCGCCGCCGCAUAUGGGUGGUGGUCAAUCACCGGAAGCAAUAAUGGAACAGUUGGAGGCGCAGUUCGCCGAAGCUUACGCUGAGGAGAUGCUCGAGACGCUGAGAGCUAAAUGCUUCGAUAAGUGCGUAACGAGUCCAGGAUCAAGCCUUAGCAGUGGCGAGAGCAGCUGCGUCUCUAGAUGCGUUGAUCGUUACCUUGAAGCUACUGCUAUCAUCAGCCGUUCUCUUAUGAGUCAACAACGUUGACUUGCUAAAAAAAACACACUCUUUGUCUGUUUUUCAUUCUCUUUUGUCGUUAAGACAAUUCGCUCAGUGUUUGGUCCUGAAAAGUUGUUUCGGAAUCAAUUAUGUUUUUUAUUUAUUUUAGAAACUUGGAAUUUGAAUUUAAGUUCUAUUUUCCACGUAAUUUUAUCAAUCAUUGAUGAGAUAUUUA